Drosophila elegans is the source of this 3234-nucleotide messenger RNA. It is a transcript of the gene Tmtc1, whose product is annotated as protein O-mannosyl-transferase TMTC1. Bases 592 to 3102 code for a protein of 836 amino acids. Gene Ontology annotation, cellular component: endoplasmic reticulum membrane. The transcript is spliced from 9 exons. Gene Ontology annotation, molecular function: mannosyltransferase activity; protein binding. The record is from RefSeq and is a predicted model, not a curated record. Gene Ontology annotation, biological process: protein O-linked glycosylation via mannose. NCBI's taxonomy places the organism in Eukaryota, Metazoa, Arthropoda, Insecta, Diptera, Drosophilidae.
UCGAAUCGCGUGGUGGACGCCACGUCGUCGUCGUUCGGGGUUCUCCGAUUUCUCGGUUUUCGCCGGUCACGAGUUUACGAGCUUAGUGGGUGGUGGGCACAUAUAUAUAGUACAAUAUAUCACCCUCCCCCCGAAAACUGCCUAUGCAAAUAUGUGCAUGCAUGCUGAAACAUAAAUUAAAUCGAAUUAAAUCCGUACAAGAUUCAAACUAAAGUCGAAAUAUUACAAUAAUUGGCCAUUUGUGUGCGUGUGUGACAUCUGCUGUGAGAAUCCAAUUUCCGUUUUUCCGGUUUCUCUUUUUGGUCGCCCCAAAAAUGUAAUUAAGCCGAUUUUUCAAGUUCAGAAGCUAAGAGUCUUGAUGGCAAAUAAAAAAAAAGGAUGGCCAACGAAUUUAGCAAGGAUCAACAGCAAUUUAAUUAAACCACAACAAAAUUCACUUGAUUGCAAAAUAUGAAUUCGCAAAAAAACAUCAGCACACAUUGUUGAUGUUGAAAUUCCUUACUUGCAUAAAAUAUGAAAUUCAUAACAUUUUAAUAUUGCCAUUUGCGUUAAUUAAACCAUGAGCAAUUCGAAAGAGCAGCUCGCUUAAAAAUGCACACUGCCAAGUGCCGUCGUUCGAGCAUGUCGUGCACCAAGGACUUCGCAGGACUCGCCGGCUGCUCGGCGCUGGCUUUUGUCCUGUACCUAAACACACUUAACGCUGGAUUUGUCUACGAUGACAGGCGCGCCAUCUUGGCAAAUGGCGAUGUGACGGGAGUUCGUCCAUUGUCCCAUCUUCUGCGCAACGACUUUUGGGGCACCCAGCUGGUGGACAGUGGAUCCCACGGCUCCUGGCGACCACUGUGCGUUCUCAGCUUCCGGCUGAAUUUCCUGGCGGGCGGACUGACGGCCAUGGGCUAUCACCUGGUCAACGUGUUGCUCCACUGUCUGGCCACGUGGCUGGUGAUCCUGGUGGGGCGAACGCUGCUGCCCACUCGAGUGGGAGUCAUGGCCGCAGGCGCCCUCUUCGCCGCCCAUCCCGCCCACUCGGAGGCGGUGGCUGGAUUGGUGGGCAGGGCCGAUUUGGCCGCCUGUGUUUGUUACCUUCUUGCCUACCUCACCUACCGCCGUCACAUGCUGAAUCGGGAAUGGGGAUCUCUAAUUCUCACCAUUAUCCUGGCGAUGGCAGCACUUCUCUGCAAGGAGACGGCCAUUACGGCGCUGCUCCUCUGCGGACUGUGCGAUGUGCUCUACGCAGUUGGACAAGCCAAUAGUGAUAAGCGCCGCAUUCGUUCGCUCUCCAUUCUGGGUGUUACCCUACUGUGUGCCCUCUACUGCCGCCUUAGUCUUCUGCCACGCCCCUCCGCCUCCUUUUCGUCCGCCGACAAUCCGACGGCCCAUGAACCGUGCUUUUGGACAAGGACACUCACUUUUCUGUACCUGCCGGUUGCCAACUUGCGACUGCUCCUUUGGCCACAGGAGCUGAGUUUCGACUGGGGCAUGGAGGCAGUGCCGCGGAUCAGAACGCUUUGGGAUGCCAGAAACAUCCUGAGCAUUGGCUUCUAUGGAUCGCUAUUUGGUGUGCUGUGGAGAAGCUCCGGCCUGCGCCAUUCAGCCACCACGAUGGAUUUUGCGGAGAUGGCGAACAUUUCGCUGCCGCUUUUGAGGCGAUUGGGUGGCAAUAGCUGCCACAACUGGCUGGGCCUCACCUGCGAUUGCCACCACCAGCUAUCCCAAACUAUCAGCUAUCGUUCCCCGUACUCCACUUCCCCGAAAAGCUCCUUUUGGCCAGCUCCCCUGAUGGCCAUCGCAUUUCUGGUCUUGCCAUUUCUGCCCGCCAGCAAUCUGCUCUUCUACGUGGGAUUCGUAAUGGCCGAAAGGGUGCUCUAUCUGCCCAGUGUGGGCUACUGUCUGCUCUUUGGCCUCGGUUUCGGCAGUCUCUGGGGGAGGAUCCAAGGCUCCAGGCGAUCCAGGGUGAUGGUUCUCUGCGGAUUGGGGCUACUCCUGGGCGUCCAUGGAAUUCGCACCUUCAGACGCAACUUGGAUUGGCGGGAUGAGGAGCAGCUAUUUCGCAGUGCCAUCAGCGUGAAUCCACCAAAGGCGUUGGCCAAUCUGGGCAGUGUUCUGAGUGCCCAGGGAAAAUACGAGGAGGCCGAAGUGGCUCUGAGGCUGGCCCUUGGACAUCGACCCUCAAUGGCCGAUGCGCACUUUAAUCUGGGCGUGGUGCACCAGAAGCAACUAAACUUCAGCUCAGCUGUGCCAUGCUAUCGCAGGGCCAUCGAACUGCGUCCCCAACUGGCGGUGGCAUAUUUGAAUCUGGGCAUUUCCCUGAUGUCCCUGGGCGACCACCGCCAAGAAGCCAUCUCGGUGCUGCGGAUUGGAGCUCGUAUGGAGGGACAUGGGGUGCGGGAUCGAGGGGCCCACGAGGAGGCUCGCUGCACCUGCUACCUGCAACUGAGUGGCCUUUACCGCUCCGAAGGAAGACUGCAGGAAGCUGCAUCGAUUCUGGACGAAUCCCUAAAAGCUCUGGCUUUGCUGCCUCAAAAGCAGAGGGCAGUGCUGCACCUGCGUCUCGGGGAAAUCCAUGCGGAGCUGCAGGAUUGGGAUGAGGCCGAGCAUCAGCAGAGAUUGGCCCUGGAACUCCAGCCGGAACAAGGAGCAGUCUACGUGACCCAUGGCCAAACACUGGCUAGAAAUGGCAGUCGCCUGGCUGAGGCCGAGUCCUGGUUCAAAAGAGCCCUGCAGCUGGCGCCUCUGGAGGUCAGUUCCCAUCACCAUUAUGCUGAUUUUCUAGAGCAACAGGAUCGCCAUCAUGAGGCACUCAGCCUUCGUUUGCGAGCCGCUGCCUUGGCGCCCCACGAUUACACCCUGCAAUCCUGUGUAGCGGAUGCACUGCGUCUCCUAAACCGCCUGGCCGAAGCGGAGCUGUGGUAUAGAAAGGCAGUUACUCUGCAACCGCUGGCAGCUCAUGCUCAUGCCAAUUUGGGAGCCAUCCUGCAGAUGCGUGGCCUUCGAAAGGAUGCUGUGGAAUGCUAUCACCGAGCCUUGGAACUGCAGCCAGGACAUGCCAUCAGCAGAGCCAAUCUGGCCAAGAUGAAUCUGCAUUUGGACACCAAUGAAUGAGAAACCAAUAGAUACACUUGUUAAGGAUAUACAUAGGCUUAAAUAAAUUGUAGAUAGCAGAGAGAGAUUAUCAAAUGAUUGACAGCAAUGCCAAUAUAUUUUUUAAAAAUAAAUUUAUAAUCAUUGAAUUAA